Molecule: messenger RNA, 1086 nt
Organism: Rodentolepis nana
Lineage: Eukaryota; Metazoa; Platyhelminthes; Cestoda; Cyclophyllidea; Hymenolepididae
Source: the annotation of a GenBank genome assembly
CUGCACUCUUUUCAAUGUCUUAUAGGAUCCAAUCUUUUACAAACAGGCCUUCCACAGGGAGCUGUCCCAGCCUUACAAACAGGCCUUCCACAGGGAGCUGUCACAAGCUGCAUACAGGCCUUCCACAGGGAGCUGUCACAAGCUGCACUCUUUUUUCCACAGGGAGCUGUCACAACCUGCACUCUUUUCAAUGUUGACAGGGAGCUGUCACAAGCUGCACUCUUUUCAAUGUCUUCAUCGAUACCGAAUUGGAAAUCAUCAAGUGCUUACUUUAUGCAGAUGAUCUGGUACUAUGGUUGCUUACUUUACGCAGAUUAUCUGCAAACUGGUGCGACAACAACAACGUGUAAAAGUCAAAAUGCUAAAAUAGCAGAACGAGUCUCCAAUAGACUGAAUGUACUGAAGCGUCUUGCUGGUAGCGUAUGGGCCUCCACAGAGGUGACUCUCAAACCACUCGAGAAGGCACACAACCAAGCAUUACGACUAAUUACUGGAGGGAUAAAAUCAUCACCCAUUGAUGCAAUGCACCAAGUUACAGGAAGCACCACAAUAGGUUCUCUUAUCAAAGAAAAGGCCUUGAUCCUGUUGGAGAAGCUACUGAGCAUUUCCAUGGACAAGUUCUUCAGCACCUAUGAGAAUAGUCCAAGACACCUGAAAACGCAAUCUGGUCUAAUGCAGAAAGCCAUAGAACUGAAGAAAGCAUUACAAAUUGAUGACAAACCAAAAAGCCUCUCUCUCCCCAUGAACCCAUUAGCAGACUUUGAUGAAGUUGACACACUUGCUAAGAAGGGGACAACGAUUAUGCAAUGCAUGGACCGGCCGAUGUCUUUCCACACAAUGAAGGCCUUAAUCAGGAGAGAAUUCCAGACCUCAUGGGCAACGAAAUUAAAGCUCGAACAAAGGAGAAACAGUGGACAGUGGCAAUCUCCGACAUACCCGACUGGCCAAGAAUCGAAGCCGUUGCUGAGUUUAGACUACGUACCGGACACGAUUGCUUGCCAAAACACCUUCACAGAUUGGGAUUAUACACUCAACCCACAUGACCUCUAUGUAACCUACAGGAGGAAAUGGAUAAGACUCACCUGA